Messenger RNA from Nematocida minor, 576 nucleotides. RefSeq lists its product as uncharacterized. The coding region runs from base 1 to 576 and encodes 191 amino acids. NCBI's taxonomy places the organism in Eukaryota, Fungi, Microsporidia. The transcript has a single exon. The record is from RefSeq and is a predicted model, not a curated record.
AUGAAAACAGGAAUACUAGUGUGUCUGCUUUUAGGGUUAGUGCACGGAAUUGCAAUCCAGAAGAUAUUUAGGCCAAAGUCCAUAACGGUUAUGUCCGAAGUAAUACCGCAGGCAGGAAUGGGCAUAAAACUCGAUGCCACUAUCAUAGAAGGGAGCCAGAUACAGAUUCUUGCAGGAAUGAAAAACAACCUAUCGGCAUCGACAGAACUCGUGGGAACAUUCCAGAAAAACAUCGAGGCCAAGGAGCCCGGAGAGUUUGAGCUGCGCAUAGUCAAUGACAGCGAUGACUACGCCAAUAUCUCCAUAUCGAUAUACGUUGACAGAGCGCACGAAGACACAGACGAAGCAGAAGUGCUCAGAAAGCUGCUUGACAAAGUGCGAGUGGACUUAAUGAAUAUAUACAAUGACAUUCUAAAGCUGAAAAACAGCAAUAACAACAGCCUUGUGAAAGCCACCUCUGCUAAAAACACUCUGUGGGUUGUGUGCAUAUUCCCUGCCCUGUACAUUUUCCUGAGCUACUGGCGCCUGCAGUCGAUCAAAGGCUUUUUCAGCACCAAAAAACGCAAUAAGAUAUAA